UUCUUAUUAAUGACUGAAAUCAAAGUGAUCUUCUGUCAGAUAAACACGUGUAAGCCUAUUGUCGGCUACUGUUGUUAUUUAUAAAUGACCUGAAGCUUCUGAAAGGUCACCGCCGGCUCUGAUUUGUGUGGCAGUGAGAACAGUUCACGCUGAUGAACAGUCAAAGAUCACCUGGACCUGCUCUUCAUCUGUUACAGAGAGGUGACGCUACGAGGCUGCUUGAGCUGAAUUUUGCAGUUUGUUGCAGAAUUCUCUGAACCUCAGAACAAACACAAAGCAGCUGAGACGCUUACAGAGCUUUAAUCUGCCAUGACAUCAUCCUUCUGUGUUGAGAGGGAUUAUCUGAGAGGAGGAGCUCACAUCUCAUCUAAAGCAAACACAGCAGAAGGCUUCUUCUCAAAGUCUGAUGUUAAAGGUGAAUGAAGCGAUGGAGAGUUGUGCUGAAGGUGAAGAUGCUCUUCUGCCUCCUGACGCUGACUUCAGCAUGGAUGAUCAGUGUUCUCCUCACAGUGGGAUGGAAGUGACGGAUCGUGUGAUGUACAUUGAGCAGCGUGUUCAGAUGCAGGAGGAUGAGAUUCAGCUGUUGAAGAUGACCAUGGCUGAUGUGCUCAAGAGACUCAACAUCUCUGAAGAACAAACUGCAGCUCUCAUUAAAAGACCUCCUGCUAAAGCACGGCCUGCGUCUCUGAUCUUGACCUCUAGAGCGUCCAGCAGCACCAGCAGCUCACUACUGAAGAAGAGCUCAACACUGCCCGCCUCGCCCUCCUCCAGACACUACAGCCCCUCACCAGCCAACAAGAGAACUCCUGCUGGGAAUGUGAAAGAGAGUCUGAGAGCAUCAGUGAGCAGUGAAGCUCAAACCAGCAAAACACUGCUGGAGACCAAACCAAAGGAAAACACUUCAGCUCUAACAGGCUCUAGGCGUGUGACUCAAUGCAAAGUGACUAUGCAGAUUUAUCUGAUCCCACUGUCAAGAAAGACUGGACGUACUGACCCAAGGACGGGCGUGACCACCCUGCACCCCAACACGUGUCCUCGUGCCAGCGGGUCAGCGGCUGACAGAGCUCGAGAUGAGAAGAACACUGCGUUUACUGUUCUCCUCAGAAACAAGCCCUGUGAAAGCCCCCUGUCCCCCCUGAAGAUCCCCAGAUACAAAAACCCCAUCAAAACACCCAACCAAUACUUCCAGAUCUGUUAUUAAACACUCACUCAUGACUCAUUUCAUGCUUCAUUGAAUAAAAAGAAGUUUUGAGCACGCUAUGGUGUAUUCUUCAUUCUUCUGCUACACAACUGUGUUUUAUAACAGAUGUGACAUGUCAGGGUGAAUUAGCAUGAAAUAAAAACAUGAAACACUGAAGCAGAACAAUUGAACAUUUAAAGUUUGUGAAAGAUUUCAAUAAACUCUCUUAAGAUGUGUAGAAGAGAAAAACACGAUCCUCGUCGUCUGUUGUAAAUACAGAAAAAAAAACAUCAGUGUCAGUUCCACACAUCACUCAAACAAGUGUUUGCCACAUCAUGUCACAA
Triplophysa dalaica is the source of this 1524-nucleotide messenger RNA. Its product is annotated as echinoderm microtubule-associated protein-like 1. The coding region runs from base 407 to 1201 and encodes 264 amino acids. The record is from RefSeq and is a predicted model, not a curated record. Lineage: Eukaryota; Metazoa; Chordata; Actinopteri; Cypriniformes; Nemacheilidae. The transcript has 7 exons.